Messenger RNA from Microdochium trichocladiopsis, 3732 nucleotides. RefSeq lists its product as uncharacterized. The transcript has 2 exons. The coding region runs from base 1 to 3732 and encodes 1243 amino acids. Lineage: Eukaryota; Fungi; Ascomycota; Sordariomycetes; Xylariales; Microdochiaceae. The record is from RefSeq and is a predicted model, not a curated record.
AUGAGCGGCCCCGUCCUCGCCCUCACGGCCUCGCCCGCCGUGCCCGACCCGGCUCGCUCCUCCGGCAACCACCCUCAAUCCUCCUCCCUGCUGCCGCAUUCCAGUGCAUUCGCCCCCGAUCUUUUCGCCGGCCUCGCACACCCGCUCCCCAGUUUCACUGCGCCUGCAAAGGCCCCGCGCGACCGCUCCUUCAGUGUCAAGAGCCUCCCGAGCCUCCCCCUCUUUGGCGACGGCGUCUCCCUCGACUUCCACGCAGACAUCGACACCUCCUUCUCUCUCUCCUACGCAGACAUCGCGCAGUCCUCCGAUGAUAUCCACGCCCGCUCCCGACCCAGCAUCUCAGCAUCGGGCCUGGCGCCCAGCUUGCAUACAAUGGGCAGCAUGAGCAAGCGGCGCUCCAUCCUUGCUCGGCCGGUCUCCUGGAUGCCCGUAUCAAGAUCCUCUCCGGAGUGGGACGAGUCCGACCUCCCCGGCGCUCCCAGUGAGGCUGAUCACUCGUCGUCAAAUGCUACCAAAUCAACUGCUUCGAGCCGACUCGACCCCCGGGACUUGCAGGACAAGCCUAGAGCCGUCUCCGGUUCGCUCACAGCCGCAUUUGCGCGGCGUUCAUGGCUGGGCAGCUCCGCAAGGAGUCCGUCUCCAAACAAACAGGAUGAUGGCGCUUUACAACCCGAUCUUUCUGCGCCACCUCAUGUGGCACUAGGUUCCGUACAAGAAAGUCCCAAGGCACUCACACGGUCAGCCACGGAGACGUCGCUCCAAAAGCUCAAAAAGUCAGCACGCCGCGGUUCUGGCGGUCUUGGUAGCGGAAACGAAGGCAGCAAGUCGACCGAAUCAAUGGGCAAGCUUGGAGGCUACUUUUCGAGGAAGAAACAACAAAUUAUACCGUCAAAAGUGCCCCUGACCCUGAAUCAGGAAAGCGCCGGCUCGUCCACCACGAGCCUGGCCCCGCCUUCUAUCGAAGCUCGUCCUUCUCAUGCCUCGGAAACCAGCAAUAGCACCGCGCCAGACGACUUUACAAUCGCUAGCACACCGGCUGCACUCCGUGACCCUUUAUGGUCACUUUUCAAAAGUCUGGAUACUGAUUUUGCCAAGUUCCAGGCAAAGCCCGUCAGCGCCAAAGCGACCGUCGUGCGCGGUACACUGCUGCCAUUCCUCCGCAAGUUCCGCUUGCAUCCUUCCAACAAACAGUUGCGCCCUACCGAGCUUGAAAAGCGAGCCGUCAUACUCAACAAGUGGUGGACCGGUAUUCUCGACAUGCUUCAAGGGAGCGAUCAGCAUACCGUACCAGGCGUUGACAAGCCUUGUCUCUACGAAGCCGCCACUUUACUCAUGAUCCGCCCGGAAUGGCGUUUCAGCACCUCAAGCUUUUGUGCUCUGACCGACCGUAGCCCGAAGGAAAGGCUUCGCAAACGGGUGCGGUCGCCCCCAAGUGGCUCCUCAUCCGAAUCACUCGAAUCUAGUGAGGCGUCAUUCGUGGCCGACUCAGCAGACCACAACGUGCGGACCAUGUUCACGACGAAGCUUGUCGCCCAACUUGUCCUGAUUAUCGACAAACUGUCCCACAGACAUGCGCCGCUCAGCCUUGUGAACUUUGCUGGAAAAGCCUGCGCUUAUGCAUUCUUCUUCUGUCCGGACGUUGCAGCCGUGCUCGUUAGGCUUUGGGGCCUCACGCCAGAUAUGAUUCGCCGCGUGGUAGACGAGUUUGGACUUCCACGAAGAAGUAAAAACGAGAGCGAUGACAUUGUGGCGCUUUUCCCUCCCAAUUUGGAGGAUCUUGGCUGGUCGUCUGUCAAAUCAAGCGUUGACUCGCUCAAACGACCUGCGCCUCUGCCACUUGGAACGACCAAAACCCAAUGGCACGGCCCUUGGGUCUCCCGGUGGAAAGGAAGAGACAGCGACCUGUUCUUCGUCUUCUGCAAGUACUUUUUCAUCCUUGCCGAAGAAUUCAUCCCCCCCGGGUUACCUCUCGUCGAAAAAGCUCGUGCUCCUGCCUUUGUGCUUGUCAACAGCCAGAUCCUGUCCGUUCUUGACUCGACGAUUCAUCGACAAGCUGCUGUCGGUGUUCUUCCCGGCCCAGGACUCAUGGAUGCUGAUCAGGGCGCUGACACGUCUCUGCUGUCCAUAUUGCCGUCACCAAACAACAAUGCAUUCAAGGGCAUGAGCGAGAACCGCCUCAUCGUUCUGCUCCGCGAUUUUCUUCAUAUCCCCACACAGAGCAUUUCAGAAGCCCGACACACUUUCGCGGAAGCUUUCAUGUCAAUCAUGAAAUCCACUGCGAAGCGCACGUCGCAAUUCAAUCAUAACGCAUGUUUCACGAUAUGCGACUUCCUCGAGGAAGCGCUACCCAUAUACGCAGAGUUCGCAAGAUUUGACGAUACCGGGGUCAUUUACUGUGAUUGGAAUUUCUGGCUUGAUGUCCUUCGCAAGAUCUUGGAGUCGAACAAUACCAUGUCCGAGAUCAGAGUUUUGUCUCUACUGUUCUCCAUCUGGGACACGGUCGUCAGCGACCCAUCUCGCAAGGAUACCGUGUGUCACGACUGGCUUAUAUCGGAGGAAGUGUUUAGCACGUUCUUCAACAAUUGGUGUCCAAUGGUACGAGCAUACUACAUGCGACUAUUAUGUUGGAGAAUCUGUAGGGACACUGGUGCUGCGAAUGAGGCUAAUGCGAGAAUCUUCCUGGCUGUAUGGGCUCGAUUGAAAAUGGUCUGGUCUCAUUACUUGUGGCUUCGUCAGUCAGCAGAGAACGAAGGGAAGUUCCCCCCUUCGACCGCACCGUCAUAUCCAACUCCUGGAAAGCGCUUCAUGAUCAUCAGGCAUGAAGUACCUGCUCCUCAGAACGGUCUGCUUGUCGGGUUUGAUCAAUUCUCGCCCCAGAGCUCGCACGCCGAUGUUCCGAGCGGCCCUGCCACAUCAUUCGAUGCAAUACAUAUCCCCGAAGCCGAGGCGCCACCGCAGUACAAGAAGAAAUGGGGGCUAUUUGGCAAAGUAAUGUCUCUCUCAGGUAGCAACCCUGCACCAGAAGACCUCGAGUCACUCCGUCGCGAGACUGCCAAUGCGCGCAUGAGACCCCUUCCCCCACCAAAGGCGCCGAUUUCGUCAGAGCCUUACCAGAUCACCGCCUCCGAUGCCGACAGCAUGGGCUCUUCUCCGACUUACGAAGCGGUGCAGUACAUAUUCAAGUUCACUUUGUCUUGGAAUGCCCCCGGCACGCCUCACCCUCUACCCCGAUUACUAGGACGGCCGCGGCUCCCUGGUCCUGCACAGGCCGUAGUCAAUUCCCGCGAUCGUAGCGGAGCUCAGGGGCAACUUCCUGCAGCGAGCCGCCCAGCAGCACACCGAGCUGUCUCCGGCAGUGUGAGUGCGGGGCUCAUUGAGGCAGCGAGAAACGCCUUGCCCAUUGACGAAGAGGCUACUCCUCGCCGUCCCUCUGAUACUAUGGAGCCGCCGGUCAACGCGGACAGUACAGUCGCCGUCGACAUGGCGCGCAAUGAGGCUCGCAAUACCAUCACACAAAACUCGUACAUGAUGGUUGAGCCAAAGACCGAGCCUAUGCAACCAUCAGGUCAUUUCGCGCUCGGCGUCAAAUAUGCUGGUCGGGCUCUUGCAGAGUGGGGUCUUGUGGUAGGCGAGUACAAUGGCUUCGUGGACAGACGACGUGAUGAAGGUGUCAUGGGUCUCAGCGAGAUCGAGGUACCAACGUUGGGUGUCGAAGGCUUUCGCAAGCACUGA